UGUUACCUUAAGAGCAGCUCUCUCCAUAGCAACUGAAAACUUUUCAAGGCAGCAAUGAACUAAUCCUCUCCAGCUUCCAGAGCACCAUCGAGGAAUUUUAAAAACAUUGGACUUCCAGCAGCUAAAUACUUCUGAGGAUUCAGCGGCCACAAAGCUAGAUACACAAGCAUUCUUUUUCCCUUCAGAAGAUUCCUCAGGUUUCAAGUUUAAGCUGUGAAGUGCAAACAACAGUCCACCAUUCAGUGCAGAUCACGCACUACAAGAAGAGGAGAUGUGUUUUCUGACCAAGCACCCAGCUCUUGGGAUGGUAUGUUCUGCUUUCAUAUUCAGCGUGCUCAUUGCUGAAGGACAGCCAGGGGAAGAGCAUGGGGAGGAUGGCAGCUAUGCUCCCAGCCGAGGCUAUCUGAUGGAAGUUUUACGCGUUCUUUCAGCUGGCAACACUGAGCUCCACAUGAACCACUCACGGGAACUGGUCAAAAUGUUACUGGAGAGAGCUGAGUGCCCACAGCGGAUUUAUGGCAUGCAAGAGGAUUGUAAUCUGUGCCUUGAACCAGAUGCUUUGUUAAUAAUAGCCAGAGGAGAUUUAGAAGACCAUCUCAGCGAAGAAGUAUUUGAGAGAAUUUGUCUUAUUCUUCUCUACUACAUUCUUCAUCAUAAAGAUGUGUGUUCUUCAGAACUCAGCUUGAAUAAUAAGGAUUACAAAUUUUACCUACAGAGUAUGCUUAGUUUAAGACAUGAUGAAGACUGUUAUUAUUUUUCACGGAAUGAAACUGAAGAUAUUUUGGCAGCAGUAAGGCAACAUUUUAAAACUUCUGAAACACAGUGUGUUGAUGUGAGCACUCUGGAGAAAAAUGCUGAUAUAAUGGACAGAGAUGGUGCUGAUGAAAACAGUCUUCCACGCCUGGCUGCUUUAAUCAUUACUCUGGCUCUUCAGGGAGUCUGUAUGGGGAAAGCAAAUUUGCCCUCCCCAGAAUUCUUUGUAAAAUAUAUUUUCAAUUCUCUAAACAGUACUACUGAGCUCCAAGUGACAGAACUAGAACAACUACUAAGCGUGCUUACAGCCAAAAAGACCUGCACUCUUAAUGGACAAUUCCACAGUCAAAAAGGAAGACGUUACAGUAUGGCAAUCAAAGAUAUUGGAAAUAGAAAUAUUCCAGUCAAAGGAAACCAGACAAAACGAGAUGUUCUGAAAGGUUAUUUUGAAGAUCAUGAAAGGAACACAGAUUGGGACCAGGUUUGUUUCUCUGCUAAUGAACUUGUGAAGAUAUUUUUAAAAAAUAGUUCUUCCUCCAUUUCUAAGGACCACUUCAAGCAAAUCAGUCCAGCUAUCAUUCAGCAACUACUAAGUUGUUCAUGUCAGCUUCCUGACUCCAAGCAGACAAAGCGUCUACCAACAGCUUCGGAAAAAUAUGGUUACAGCACUGUUGCUGUUUUACUCAUUACUAUUGGAUCUAUGUUUGGCACAACCCUCAUUUUAUUUAACUCUUGUCAAGAAACCUAUAAACUCAUUUUACAGCUGUUUGUUGGUUUGGCUGUUGGGACCCUUUCUGGAGAUGCAUUGCUACACCUCAUUCCUCAGACUCUUGGUUUACAUAAACAUGAAGCACAAGAUGUAGAGCAUUUCUAUGAGGGGAAAGAAUAUAUUUGGAAACUUCUAGGAAUAAUUGGAGGAAUUCAUGGAUUUUUUCUGAUAGAAAAGUGUUUCUUUCUUUUGGUAACACCAUGUGACCAGGGUCUUUCUUUAGUUAAUGGGCACUGGGGACAUUCCCAUGAUCUUCCAGUGGAACCUGAAUUAAAUGAACAUUCAGGCAGAGGCAAAUCUACUUCAACCAUACAGUUGAGAAGCCCAGAAGAUUCUGAGUCUGCUGAAGUUCCUCCAGAGAGUAAGGCGAUCAGCAAAAAAAAGUGUAAGAAAAUUAGCUUGUUAGCAAUAAUGGUUCUGGUGGGUGACAGUCUUCACAAUUUUGCUGAUGGCUUGGUAAUAGGAGCAGCAUUCUCAUCCUCAACAGAAACAGGUGUGACAACGACUAUUACUAUUUUAUGCCAUGAAAUUCCUCAUGAAAUGGGAGAUUUUGCUGUGCUGCUAAGUACAGGGCUCUCCACGAAGACUGCAAUUUUGAUGAAUUUUAUAAGUGCACUAACAGCAUUCCUAGGACUUUAUAUUGGCCUUUCUGUAUCAACUGACCCAUGCAUUCAAAACUGGAUUUUUACUGUUACAGCUGGAAUGUUCUUGUAUUUAUCUUUAGCAGAAAUGCUUCCUGAAAUGACUCAUAUUCAGACACGGCGACCCUGGCUGAUGUUUCUUCUACAGAACCUUGGAUUACUGUUAGGCUGGCUUUGCCUCUUACUUUUGGCUAUAUAUGAACAGAAAAUCAAAAUAUAAGUUUUCUGUUGGAAAUCUUGAAGUACCACUCCUGACAGUGGAUAGCAUUAUUCACAAUUUUGUCAUGUCUGCUGUAGUGAUAUAUAAAUUAAGUUGCUCAGAUUUUUAUAUCUGAACAGUAGAUAAUUAUUUCACUUUAUUAACUUAUUGUUCGGAUGUUGUAAUUUUUUUUUGAAAACAUGAAUGUUUAGAAUUAUGUUUUAUUUGUUAUUGAGUUUACCAGAUCCCAUGCUCAAACUCACAGGAGCUUUUGAUUAGUUUUUAUUGAGACUGUUCUAGUUGAAUGCUCUAAGUGAUCUCUGCCAGUCUGAUUGAAGAAAAGAAUAAAACAUUUUAUAUGCAAUAAUUAAAGUGGACUAACCAUAUCUGAAUAAUUUGAAGCAGAAAUUUUUUUUUUACAAAGAAUAAAUGUAUUUCUAUAAAACUAAAAAAUGUAGCAAAACAAAACUGUUAAAUGGCAUACAGC
Messenger RNA from Pterocles gutturalis (yellow-throated sandgrouse), 2849 nucleotides. It is a transcript of the gene SLC39A12, whose product is annotated as solute carrier family 39 (zinc transporter), member 12. NCBI's taxonomy places the organism in Eukaryota, Metazoa, Chordata, Aves, Pterocliformes, Pteroclidae. Gene Ontology annotation, molecular function: zinc ion transmembrane transporter activity. The record is from RefSeq and is a predicted model, not a curated record. The transcript has 14 exons. The coding region runs from base 272 to 2383 and encodes 703 amino acids. Gene Ontology annotation, cellular component: membrane. Gene Ontology annotation, biological process: intracellular zinc ion homeostasis; zinc ion import across plasma membrane.